Messenger RNA from Nicrophorus vespilloides, 849 nucleotides. RefSeq lists its product as uncharacterized. The transcript is spliced from 5 exons. Gene Ontology annotation, molecular function: protein binding. The record is from RefSeq and is a predicted model, not a curated record. The coding region runs from base 1 to 843 and encodes 280 amino acids. NCBI's taxonomy places the organism in Eukaryota, Metazoa, Arthropoda, Insecta, Coleoptera, Silphidae.
AUGAUUUGGGUUUCAUUAAGUUCAGUCAUUUUAUUGUCGGUUUUGUCCAUCAUAGACACAUUCUCUAUUAUAUUUUCUGAUUCUUGUGAUAGUUUGGGAACAUUGCUUUACGACGAAAUCGGAUGCAAACCAAUUAAAGAAGUUAACAUUAGUUGUCCUGUAGCUUACAAUUGCUCCAAUUAUCAAUUACCAAAAAAUGGAUGUUUGUUUAAAACGCACGUUUAUAAGAGUGGAGAAACCAUUAACAAAACCAAUCCUUGCAACUAUUGCACAUGCUACAAAAAUUCACAGAAUAAAUUCCAAUUAUCAUGUAUCGAUUGGAAUAUAUUAAGAGUACCUUAUGGUAAAUAUGGAUUUUCAUCUGACUGCUACUUUACUGGUGAUCUGAAUAGUUGUUUCCCAUCUACAAAAUGUGCUCCGUAUAACAAUGCGGCUAUAUGUGUAGUAGAUCACGAAAGUCACAUAGAAGGACAAGAAUUUCAACCGUAUGGUAGAUGCAUGGAUUGCGUCUGUCAGAAGGGUUUUGAAGGGAAAUUAGUGGAACCUUUCUGCAGAAAAAAACGAUGCGACGUGGAAAUCAAAUUUACUAAACAGAUAAUAAACAACUGCGCUCCUUUAUAUUCAAAGUUUGAAAAUCCAAUUUGUUGCCCUAGAAAUUUCAUAUGUCCAUCUGACUCAAAAAUUGAGAAUCUCGUAAAAUCCAAGUCAGUUGAUAAAGUGGAGAAAUGUAAAUUUGGAUCGAAAACUUUCAACAAAAUGGAUACAUUGGAUUUGGUUUACGGUGACAAUUAUACAGCAAAAUGUGAAUGUUCUCUACCUCCUUUAUUGACUUGUCUUAAUUAACUAAGA